CUUUCGAUCCUCAGCUCGCCGCACACACAACCACCCCCAACACAAACACAAUGGGUCACGCAGCCGGUCUUCGCGCGGGUACGCGCUAUGCAUUCUCGAGGGACUUCAAGAAGAAGGGUAUGAUCCCGCUCUCGACCUACCUCAAGCAGUACAAGGUCGGUGAUAUCGUCGAUGUCGUAGCCAACGGUGCGGUCCAGAAGGGUAUGCCUUACAAGGUCUACCACGGCAAGACUGGUAUCGUCUACAACGUCACCAAGUCAGCGGUCGGUGUCAUCCUCCAGAAGCAGGUCGGCAACCGAUACAUGGAGAAGCGCAUCAACGUCCGCAUCGAGCACGUCCGCCACUCGCGCUCACGAGAGGACUUCCUUAAGCGCGUCAAGCUCAACUUCGCCAAGCAACAAAAGGCCAAGGAGACUGGCGAACCCCAGCAGAUGAAGCGCCAGCCCGCCAUGCCCCGUGGCGAGCGCGUCGUCAGCCUCAAGGACAACAAGCCAGAGAACAUCACACCCGUACCUUACGAGACCUACAUCUAAACGUUGCAGAGGUGGUUCGGAUUUGUGGGCUGGCAACAUGGGACACGGAUUGUCAACGGCGUGGUUUCUCGGACUUUUCGAUUAUUCUCUCUUCUGCACUUUCAUACGCAUGGAAAGCGACGAUAUCACGAUGCAGAUAUAGUGGUGUGCCAACAUGGCUUUGAGUGACCCCUCACGCCAAUAGACAUCAUCCUCCAAUCCCAGUUCCAGUCCUUGUCGUGUGUUGCAUUUCUGAUGUAUUUUGGAGUGCGUUUGUCGUUGUAGAGUUAUGAAUACCCUCCAGUAACUACUGGCCCUAUCCAAAUCAUCUACGCUUAGGCCGCAUCGGCGUCUCUGAAUAGCGUCCUACUUUGUAUUCCCGAAGAUGAUGGUCUUGAUACUUGAAUCGUGCUUGUGAUGGAUCAAGGAAGAUGUGGUCUGCCCUGUUUCUCCUCGAC
This is a messenger RNA of Bipolaris sorokiniana ND90Pr, 970 nucleotides long. RefSeq lists its product as uncharacterized. The transcript is spliced from 3 exons. Bases 51 to 533 code for a protein of 160 amino acids. Gene Ontology annotation, cellular component: cytosolic large ribosomal subunit; ribosome. Gene Ontology annotation, biological process: translation. Gene Ontology annotation, molecular function: structural constituent of ribosome. NCBI's taxonomy places the organism in Eukaryota, Fungi, Ascomycota, Dothideomycetes, Pleosporales, Pleosporaceae. The record is from RefSeq and is a predicted model, not a curated record.